Molecule: messenger RNA, 1951 nt
Organism: Ficedula albicollis (Collared flycatcher)
Lineage: Eukaryota; Metazoa; Chordata; Aves; Passeriformes; Muscicapidae
Gene: SYT2
Product: synaptotagmin 2
Exons: 9
Coding region: 46-1293 (415 amino acids)
Biological process (GO): regulation of calcium ion-dependent exocytosis; regulation of dopamine secretion; cellular response to calcium ion
Cellular component (GO): dense core granule; axon; synaptic vesicle membrane
Molecular function (GO): calcium-dependent phospholipid binding; clathrin binding; calcium ion binding
Source: RefSeq, a predicted model, not a curated record
GCCGCAGCGCUCCCGCCGCCGCCCCGCCGGGGCCCCUGAGCCACCAUGACGUUCAAGCAAGCGUCCAUGAUGGCCCCCGAGGCCACGGCCAGCACGCUGCCCAUGGGCACCAUGGAGAACUCCACCGAGGCCGCGGGGCCGGGCGAGAGCAAGGAGGACGUGUUCACCAAGCUGAGGGACAAGUUCAUGAAUGAGCUCAACAAGAUCCCCUUGCCACCCUGGGCCCUCAUCGCCAUCGCCGUCGUGGCCGGACUCCUCAUCCUCACCUGCUGCUUCUGCAUCUGCAAGAAGUGCUGCUGCAAGAAGAAGAAGAACAAGAAGGAGAAGGGCAAAGGCAUGAAGAACGCCAUGAACAUGAAGGACAUGAAGUCAGGCAACCAGGACGACGAUGACGCAGAGACGGGUCUGACCGAGGGGGAAGGUGAGGAAGAGGAGAAGGAGCCGGAGAACCUGGGCAAGCUGCAGUUCUCACUGGACUACGAUUUCCAGGCAAACCAGCUCACAGUGGGGAUCCUCCAAGCUGCUGAGCUGCCAGCUUUGGACAUGGGAGGCACCUCAGACCCUUACGUCAAGGUGUUCCUGCUCCCUGACAAGAAGAAAAAGUACGAGACCAAAGUACAGAAGAAGACCCUCAACCCUGCCUUCAAUGAGACCUUCACCUUCAAGGUGCCCUACCAGGAGCUGGGUGGGAAGACGCUGGUCAUGGCCAUCUACGACUUCGACCGCUUCUCCAAGCACGACAUCAUCGGCGAGGUGAAGGUGCCCAUGAACACCGUGGACCUGGGCCAGCCCAUCGAGGAGUGGCGGGACCUGCAGAGCGGCGAGAAGGAGGAGCCAGAGAAGCUGGGGGAUAUCUGCAUCUCCCUCCGGUACGUGCCCACAGCUGGGAAACUCACAGUCUGCAUCCUGGAAGCCAAGAACCUGAAGAAGAUGGAUGUUGGGGGCCUCUCAGAUCCCUACGUGAAGAUCCACCUGCUGCAGAAUGGCAAGAGGUUGAAGAAGAAGAAGACCACAGUCAAAAAGAAGACCCUGAACCCCUACUUCAAUGAGUCCUUCAGCUUUGAGAUCCCCUUUGAGCAGAUACAGAAAGUGCAAGUGGUCAUCACAGUGCUGGACUACGACAAGCUGGGGAAGAACGAAGCCAUCGGCAAGAUCUUCACAGGGCUGAACUCCACGGGCACGGAGCUGCGGCACUGGUCCGACAUGCUGGCCAACCCCCGGCGGCCCAUCGCCCAGUGGCACUCGCUGAAGCCGGAGGAAGAGGUGGAUGCAGCUCUUGGGAAGGGCAAAUAGCUCUGCUGGCCGGCGGUGUGCGAGGGACAGUGACCCAGAGCUACCGAUACCUCAGUUCUGCAGCCUUCCUUUCGGUUCUUUGUUCUGUUUUGAGCUGAAAUGCCCUUUAAUGCCUCUGGAAGGGUAUCCAGGCAGUCCCAAUAGCUUCCAGGGGAAGAGGUUAAAGACAUGGAUGGUUCUUUUUGUUCUUCAGCAUCGCUCCCUUCUGCUGCAUGUUCCAUUGCCUCUGUUUGCCAUCUCUGCCCAGUGCAAACCACCGUCCCACCUGGGACCUUCCCCAGCAGCUGUGUCACCAGCCUGCAGCACUGCUGCCACCAUCCUGCCCUUGGGACCACCUGGGGAGCCGUGGAAUGUUUCAUGGAGGUGAUUCUGGAGCCUGAUGGUGCGAGAUGACCAGACCCCCUGCGCUUGGUUGGGGCAUGACCAGCAGUAAGACAGAAAAUUGGUGCAGAAGACCCUCUGAGGAGACCCAGCUGCCUCCCCCUGGCCCUCCCCAAGGAAGGCUGAGUGCCCCUGGCCAGCUCCAGGUUUGGAGGCUGAGGAGAGGCUUGCAGGGGCCAUGGAUGCUGCUGUGGUGGUGGGGGCCAAGCCCUCAGUGUCGCAGCAGGAACUGUGGGAACUGGGCACAGGGAGCCUCGAGAGGGCUGCUCCAAAGAAU